Messenger RNA from Lactuca virosa, 1718 nucleotides. The record is from the annotation of a GenBank genome assembly. Lineage: Eukaryota; Viridiplantae; Streptophyta; Magnoliopsida; Asterales; Asteraceae.
CUUUGUAUGUUAGGUACGCUUCCACCUUUCAACCCCACUCUUACACCAAUCCCUUCAUAAUCCACAUUGUCAUAAAUUCAUUAAACUCUCUGACUUUCUCAUCCGAACCUCCUCUCAUGUCUUCUUCAGGUAUUUCCUUUGAAUCACCAUCAAACUCGCCGCCACCACCUCCUUCCACCACCGCCGUACCUCCUGCCGCCGGUGUACCCAAAUUCAAGUCAACACCUCCACCUUUACUUCCCAUUACCCCACCGGCGUUCUCACCUUCCUCCUACUUCUCUUUCACCGGUGGUCUCACCUCCGCUGAUCUUCUCGACUCCCCUCUUCUCCUUUCUUCUUCGCACAUUUUACCAUCUCCAACGACUGGUUCUUUCCCUUUACAAGCCUCCAACUGGACAUCCAACUAUCAAAGUCAAGAACACGGCAUAAAGAAAGAACACGACAAUUUCACAGAUUUCCCAUUUCAAACCCAAUCAAAUCCUCACACAAAACAGAGCUUUGAAUCAAAUUACCCAACUGAUCGUAACAUCUAUAAUCAUCGAUCGUCACAGAAGAAGUUGGAUGAUGGGUAUAAUUGGAGAAAAUACGGGCAAAAACAAGUGAAAGGUAGUGAAAAUCCAAGAAGUUAUUACAAGUGUUCCGAUCGAAAUUGUUCAACGAGGAAGAAGGUGGAGACAUCUUCAGAUGGGGAUAUUACAGAGAUUGUUUAUAAAGGAAGUCAUAAUCAUCCGAAACCACAAUCCACCAAACGAUCAUCUUCUUCAUCAGUUUCCAAUAAUUCACUUGUAGUGAAUCAAUUUAGUGAUUUCCCAUAUCAAUCUCAUGGUUCUCGACAAUGGGAAUUGGUUGGAACGCCGGAAAAUUCAUCAGUUUCUGUCGGAGAUGAUGAGUUUGAUCGGAGUACGUCAGGUGGAGAUGAGUUUAUUGAAAAUGAAACUCCGGCUAAAAGACUGAAGAUAGAGAGUGAAAACGAAGGGAUAAGUAGGACUGUAAGAGAAUCGAGAGUUGUUGUUCAAACCAUAAGUGAUAUUGAUAUACUCGAUGAUGGAUAUAGAUGGAGAAAGUAUGGCCAAAAAGUAGUGAAAGGGAACCCUAAUCCGAGGAGUUACUACAAGUGCACCACUCCUAAUUGCUCAGUUAGAAAACAUGUGGAACGCGCAUCUCAUGACAUGCGCUCGGUGAUAACGACCUACGAAGGGAAGCACAAUCAUGAUGUGCCACCGGCUCGUGGUGUUGGUCACCGACAAUUACUGUCUAGCAACCAGGACAACAAUGUGGCCAAUGUGACAAUUAACGCAUCGAAACUGUUUCAUCACCAUCCUAAUGACUCUAUGAUCAAUCAAAUAUAUGGGUCCACGUUACCUGCACUAUCAGAAACACAGUUUACAUUAGAGAUGUUGCAGAGUUCACAGAGUUUUGGGUUAUCAGGGCCAGAGAACUCUAUACGGUCUUCUUACAUGAGUCGACAACCAAGUUCGGGGAGUAUUUUUGCUAAAGCUAAAGACGAACUAAUUGAAGACGGAAACUUUUUGGAGACCGUGCUGAGUUGAGGUUGUUUUUGCAAGGAUUGAACUUGUUAAUACUCAUACAUGGAGGGUUAUUAUAGAAAAUAUAUGAGUGAUAUUCUUUUAUUGUUCAUUGACAUACUUUUGUUUUGGGAAAUGUUACCAUUUGUUUAUUUUUUUGAUUGUUGUAAUAUAUUCUUCACAGAAACCAUG